AUGGAUGUGUCUGUUCACAACUCUUAUGCUCAGGUAAUCCUGGACCGCUUGAUUACCCUUGCGAACCAGCAGAUCAGCCUAGCAUGGAGUUUCAAGGGAAACCUCAAAAAGCUCCACCAAAGCUUAACAAUGACUCAAGCUCUGUUAUGUGAAGCUGAGAAUCGAAGAAUAACAUCAGAACCCUUGAAAGUGUGGCUAGAGCCUCUCAAUGCUGUGACCAGCGAUGCCGAGAAUCUGCUGGAUGAGUUGAAGCACGAGGACAAUCAAAGGAAGUGUGAGGUACAAAACCGAAUGAGAAAUAUGGUACGUGGAUUCUUCUCCCUCGAAAAAAAUCACAUCGCAAUUGGUCUCAUGAUGGCUAACAAGGUCAACACUAUCAACCUGUUAGAUGAUAUUUGCAAUAGCGCAAAAGCCAUUGGACUUACACCAGCAGAUGACCUCAUAGGCACUAGGGGCGUUGAACCUAGGGAAUUCAGGCGGACUGUACCCUAUAUUGAUGAUUUGAUAGUUGUGGGGAGGGAUGUUGAUGUCUCGAAAGUGAUAGGCAUGUUGCUCCGUUCUGAUGUGGAAGAAGAUUUAUCUGUCAUUGCCAUUGUAGGAAUGGCUGGGUUAGGGAAAACAACCCUUGCUCAGCUAGUUUACAAUCAUGAGGAGGUUGUGAGAAAUUUCGGGGAUGAGAGAAUGUGGAUUUGUGUGUCUGAUAAUUUCAAAUUUGAAAGGUUGUUGAAUGUGAUGAUUGAAUCUCUUAUUGGAAACAAAUCAGAGAUACAAAACAUUCAAGGACUAGUGAAAAAGCUUAGAGAAAAAAUAAAUGGCAAAAAGUAUUUGCUAGUGUUAGAUGAUGUUUUGAAUAGAAGUGAAAGCGAAUGGGAGUGCAUGAGAAAUUCUUUGCAAGGAACCAGUGGCUCCAAGGGUAGCAAAAUUAUAGUCACAAACCGCGACAUGGAUGUAGUAUCAACCAUGCAAAAAAUAUCUCCGUCUUACUCAUUGUUUGCCCGGACUACCACUUAA
Molecule: messenger RNA, 1011 nt
Organism: Rhododendron vialii
Lineage: Eukaryota; Viridiplantae; Streptophyta; Magnoliopsida; Ericales; Ericaceae
Product: disease resistance protein RGA2-like
Exons: 1
Coding region: 1-1011 (336 amino acids)
Biological process (GO): defense response to other organism
Molecular function (GO): ADP binding
Source: RefSeq, a predicted model, not a curated record